This is a messenger RNA of Linum trigynum, 6053 nucleotides long. NCBI's taxonomy places the organism in Eukaryota, Viridiplantae, Streptophyta, Magnoliopsida, Malpighiales, Linaceae. The record is from the annotation of a GenBank genome assembly.
UAGACUUAUGGUUAUUGAAGUCCCAAGCGAGUCUCGACACAUUUUAAAUAGUUAUCCAUCAAAAAAUAUCAAACAGUUAAGACAAGCAUCAUGUGAUGGUCAACUCUACUAAGCAAAUGUACGGUGCACACAAUUAGAUUCUCAACGUCGGGGAGCAAAGAAAUAAGGAUGUUGCUUCUGCGCCUCUCCGAUUUCGCAAUUACUCGACAAAGUUCAAACACAAUGGAUUGACAAAAAUUGACUCAGCUACAUCAUAUAUCCUAAUGAUUCUUUUGAAAGCUAGUCGAUUGAGUAGAUCCAUUAUCACUUUUUAUGCUACAUCUAUUCUUUUCAGAAGGUAUACAAUCAUAAUGGUUAAAUAAUCCCUUAAAAAAAGAUUACAUAAUUGAAUAAGUUGUGUUGGAUGCUAAUUGCUGACCUUAUAUAGAUCAAUUAUUUUGCAUACGUUGGUUUCUAGAAAUCCCAAAAACAAUUAACGGUGGAUAUUGUUUUCCAGCAAUCCUUUAUACAAUAACAAUUUUCCAAAUUGUCUUGUUUUUUUUUGUGUAUUCCACAUAUAUAUUGUACUGUUCUAGCAUUAGAACUUCUCUCUGUCGAUUAAUCUUGUGCAGCCACGAACUGACUGUGUUCGAAUCCUCGUUGACCGUGUUCGAAUUCCCGCGAGUCUCUACUUUAAGAAUUAACAAUGCAUUUUUAAACUCAAUAUAUGAUGGACCAAUGCAAUUUUCAAGUAAAUGGAUGCAACAUGUGAAAUAUUGAGUAUAAAAUUCAUACUCAAAUUUCUCUUAAGCAAAUCGAGUUACUAAGAUCAAGUAGUAUAACCGCAAUCGUAUAAUCUUGCAAACCUCGAGUAAAACAACACUGUCAGCACCAUGUGCAUUUUUCUGGCCAAAGGUUCUUAAUCACCAAGUAGCAGCAACAGUCAUAAUAUAUAUAUACUAAAUUACUGCAAAUGAGCUAUCCCAUUACAGUCAAGCUCGCGAUUAAGAAGACCUUUUCAGCCGCCCCUAAGUAAAAUAUCAUUCCUAUUAUACAUCAACAGUCACAAUUUAUGUACCCAAACCAACUCUCCCUAGAAUAACACCUCCAAAUUCAAAUCUUUCCAUCCAUGGAAACUUGCCAGAUAUAAGAUAUUCCUUUCCUGUCCUAGUCUUUCCCCAACGCAAAAACAACCAACCUGAAGGAGACCCUUUACCUGCUACUUAACUGGGCCAUACCCAUCCCAAGUUGAUCCCCCUUUUUUACAGUUUAACCUUCCUCCACCUCUAUAAAAGAAGCCACCACCUUUUCCUUUACCAUUCAGCCUGAGAAAGCUCAGGAAAACCCCAGUUAUGGCUACUUCAGGGAGAAUCAGCACUAGUGGCAGGAUCAGCAGCUCGGACGUAUGGAGGAGCAGCAGCACAGGGGACAGAGUGUUCUCAAGGUCAGGAAGAGCCAACGACGACGACGUUGAAGACGACGAGGAAGCACUGAAAUGGGCUGCUCUGGAGAAGCUCCCCACUUACCUGAGGAUCAGGAGAGGGCUUCUGAACGAAGACCAAGGGAAUUCGCGCGAGGUGGAGAUCACUGACUUGGGGUUCUUGGAGAAGAGGAACUUGCUGGACAGGCUUGUCAGGAUUACUGAUGACGAUAAUGAGAAGUUCCUGCUCAAGCUCAAGAGUCGCAUUGAUAGAGUCGGGCUGGAAAUGCCGACGAUUGAAGUGAGGUUCGAGCAUUUGAACGUUGAGGCAGAGGCUCGUGUUGGAGGCAGGGCAUUGCCUACUGUGUUCAACUUCUCUGUCAACAUGUUUGAGGAAAUCUUGAACUCUCUUCACAUUCUGCCAAGCAGAAAGAAGCCAUUGCCGAUUCUUCAUGAUGUUAGUGGAAUCAUCAAGCCAGGAAGAAUGACACUGCUUUUAGGCCCUCCUGCCUCUGGAAAGACUACCUUACUGCUUGCCUUAGCAGGAAAACUUAGUAAAGAUCUUAAGUUUUCAGGAAAAGUUACAUACAAUGGUCAUGAAAUGGAUGAGUUUGUACCUCAGAGAACUUCAGCUUACAUAAGUCAGUAUGACCUUCAUAUUGGAGAAAUGACUGUCAGAGAAACCCUAGCAUUCUCUGCAAGAUGUCAAGGAGUUGGACCUCAAAACGAUAUUCUGAUCGAACUAUCUAGAAGAGAGAAAACAGCAAAGAUUAAGCCAGAUCCAGAUAUUGAUCUCUUCAUGAAGGCAGCAGCACUGGAAGGCCAAGAAGCCAAUGUGGUUACUGACUACAUUCUCAAAAUCUUAGGGCUUGAAGUAUGUGCUGAUACAUUGGUCGGUGAUGAAAUGUUUCGAGGCAUCUCAGGCGGGCAAAAGAAGCGAGUUACAACUGGGGAGAUGAUGGUUGGACCGUCAAGAGCGUUAUUCAUGGAUGAAAUAUCUACUGGUUUGGAUAGCUCAACAACCUUCCAAAUAGUCAAUUCACUAAGACAAUCCAUCCACAUUCUCGAGGGAACUGCCCUUAUCUCUCUUCUGCAGCCUGCACCAGAAACCUAUGAUCUCUUUGAUGAUAUUGUUCUUCUCUCCGACGGCUACAUUGUCUACCAGGGCCCUCGAGAAAAUGUGCUCGAGUUCUUCGAGCACAUGGGAUUCAGAUGCCCAGAGAGGAAAGGAGUAGCAGAUUUCUUGCAAGAAGUAACAUCAAGAAAGGAUCAGGAGCAGUACUGGCUGAGAAGAGACGAUCCUUACAACUUCAUCACUUCGAUGGAGUUUGCAGAAGCAUUUCAGUCGUUCCACAUUGGCAAGAAGCAAGGAGAUGAGCUGGCAACUCCAUUCGACAAGUCGAAAAGCCACCCUGCUGCACUAACGACCAAUAAAUUCGGUGUCAACAAGAAGGAACUUCUAAAAGCUUGCAUUGCGAGGGAGUAUUUGCUCAUGAAGAGGAACUCCUUUAUCUACAUUUUCAAGAUUACUCAGAUUGUGAUUCUAGCUUUCCUGACAACGACAGUUUUCUUAAGGACGAAUAUGCAUCACGAGACAGUGAACGAUGGAGGAACUUACAUGGGAGCUAUCUUCUACGGGGUUAUUGUCAUGAUUUUCAAUGGGUUCUCAGAGAUGGCAAUGACUAUCCACAAGCUUCCGGUGUUCUACAAGCAAAGAGACCUUCUCUUCUUCCCAGCAUGGGCAUAUGCUCUUCCUGCUUGGGUGCUCAAGAUCCCCAUCGCGUUUGUAGAGGUUGCAAUAUGGGUCAUCCUCACUUACUAUCCUAUUGGCUUUGAUCCAAACAUUGGAAGGUUUGUGAAGCAGUACCUUUUAUUCGUUCUAGCAAACCAGAUGGCUUCCGGGUUGUUACGACUCAUAGGAGCAGUAGGAAGGAACAUGAUCGUUGCUAAUACAAUUGGAUCAUUCUGUAUAAUUAAUCUCCUAGUGUUGGGUGGCUUCAUCAUCUCAAGAGUAAAUGUGAAGAAAUGGUGGCUCUGGGGUUAUUGGAUCUCACCAUUGAUGUAUGUGCAGAAUGGUCUCACUGUCAAUGAAUUUCUCAGCCACAGUUGGAGUCAUGUGCCUCCCAACUCAACUGAGUCGCUUGGGGUUCAAAUCCUCAAGACUCGUGGACUUUUCCCAUAUGCAUACUGGUUUUGGAUUGGAGUUGGAGCACUAACUGGAUCCAUCCUUCUCUUCAAUCUCCUCUUCAUUUUCGCUCUCAAGUAUCUAGACCCAUUUGGCAAGCCACAGGCGAUCAUACCAAAAGAAGACUCGGAAGAGAAGACUACUUCACCUAUAGCCACUAUCGACUUGUCAGAAAGAGGUAACGGCAAAAGAAGGAUAAGUAUUUCAUCCAGAACCCCAUCAUCAAGAGUUGGCAACUUAAAUCAAGACAAGAGAAGAGGAAUGGUACUUCCAUUCCUUCCACUCUCCAUCACCUUCGAAGACAUCAGGUAUUCCAUAGACAUGCCACAGGAGAUGAGAGCUCAGGGGAUCUUGGAGGAUCGUCUGGAGCUUCUAAAGGGGGUCAGUGGAGCAUUUAGACCAGGUGUCCUGACAGCACUGAUGGGAGUAAGUGGAGCUGGGAAAACUACUCUAAUGGAUGUUCUUGCUGGAAGAAAAACCGGUGGAUAUAUUGAAGGAAGUAUUAAGAUUUCAGGGUACCCGAAAAGGCAAGAAACUUUUGCUAGAAUUGCAGGUUAUUGUGAUCAGACUGAUAUCCAUUCCCCUCAUAUUACAGUGUAUGAGUCGUUGAUCUUCUCCGCAUGGCUCAGGCUUUCUCCAGAAUCAAACUCUAAUACACGAAAGAUGUUUGUUGAGGAGGUGAUGGAGCUAGUGGAACUGACUCAGCUGAGAGAUGCACUCGUGGGGUUGCCCGGCGUGAAUGGUUUAUCGACUGAGCAGAGGAAGAGGUUGACCAUUGCAGUUGAGCUUGUGGCUAAUCCUUCCAUAAUCUUCAUGGACGAACCAACUUCUGGGCUUGAUGCAAGAGCAGCAGCCAUUGUAAUGAGAACCGUGAGGAACACAGUUGAUACUGGGAGAACCGUGGUAUGCACUAUUCAUCAGCCCAGCAUUGACAUAUUCGAUUCCUUCGAUGAGUUACUCCUACUGAAGAGAGGAGGGGAGGAAAUCUUUGUCGGUCCAAUUGGCCGCCAUGCCUGCUAUCUCAUAAAGUACUUUGAGGCAGUAGAUGGAGUUCCAAAGAUGAAAGAAGGAUACAAUCCUGCAACGUGGAUGCUAGAGGUAACUACAGCAGCGCAAGAAGAUGCUCUUGGGGUCAACUUCACAGACAUAUAUAAGAACUCAGAAUUGUACAGGAGGAACAAGGAUUUGAUCAAGGAGCUAAGUUCACCACUACCUGGUUCAAACGAUCUCUUCUUCCAGAGGCAAUAUGCUCAAACAUUCUUUACUCAAUGCAUGGCUUGCCUGAAAAAGCAGCACUGGUCAUACUGGCGAAACCCUCCUUAUAAUGCUGUGAGAUUCCUCUUCACAACAUUCAUAGCUCUCAUGUUCGGAACAAUAUUCUGGAAUCUAGGCUCCAAAAGAGGAAAGCAACAGGAUAUUCUGAACUCAAUGGGUUCCAUGUAUGCAGCAGUUUUGUUCAUAGGAUUCCAGAACAAUACAGCAGUUCAACCAAUCGUAUCCAUCGAGAGAACAGUUUUCUACAGAGAAAGAGCAGCUGGGAUGUACUCUGAAUUGCCAUAUGCCUUUGGACAGGUGGUGAUUGAAAUACCAUACGUUCUAAUCCAAGCCCUCGUCUAUGGAGUCAUAGUCUACGCCAUGAUCGGUUUCGAGUGGACGGCAGUCAAGAUCUUCUGGUACAUGUUCUACAUGUACUUCUCAUUGAUGUACUUCACUCUCUUUGGGAUGAUGUCGGUUGCCAUCACUCCAAACCACAACAUUGCUGCCAUAAUUUCAACUGCCAUCUUUGGGUUAUGGAACCUUUUCUCGGGCUUUGUUGUGCCUCGCCCGAGGAUACCAAUCUGGUGGAGAUGGUACUAUUGGGCAUGCCCAGUUGCUUGGACAUUGUACGGACUGGUGGCUUCACAAUAUGGUGACAUUAAGGAAACCUUGGAUGGUAGCAAUGAAACUGUGGAGGAAUUCAUCCGAGACUAUUUUGGGUUCAGACAUGAUUUCGUUGGGGUAGUUGCCCUAGUUCUUGUGGGAAUUUCAGUCUUUUUUGGCUUCAUGUUUGCAUUCUCCAUCAAGGCCUUCAAUUUCCAGAAGAGAUGAGCCAAGUUUCUAAAUUUCUGUAUACUGUAAGCAGCUGCCUAUAUUUUGCGGUACCAUAAUGCAUAAUUACCUACUCAACCAAAUUUGUAUCGUCGAUCUCCCUUCUCCUUUCUAAUUGUCCUGCAAGUUAACUGUAGCUUUAUGCUAAUCAAGAUCUCAUCUGAAGUGCCUUGAACUGAAAAGGGUUACAUCCAAACAGAAAUAUACCAACUCUAUCUCUUGAAAAUCAAAAAAUCAAACAACCCAACAAACAACUCGGUAUUAAUAUAUGAAAGAACCCUAUUACCUGAAAAGAGGGCAUAGAAAUAAAAAAGACUUCAAAAAACAAAGUCUACCUAAAUUGUAUUUACUAUUGGCUUAUAGUAAAGGCAAAGUCAUUCA